Molecule: messenger RNA, 356 nt
Organism: Cricetulus griseus (Chinese hamster)
Lineage: Eukaryota; Metazoa; Chordata; Mammalia; Rodentia; Cricetidae
Source: RefSeq, a predicted model, not a curated record
CUCAAGAUCCGGAGUUCCACAAGGAGUGCGAUGAGUUCGGUUUCCAGUGUCAGAACGGAGUAUGCAUCAGCCUGAUUUGGAAAUGUGAUGGGAUGGACGAUUGUGGAGACUACUCUGACGAAGCCAACUGUGAAAACCCCACAGAAGCCCCAAACUGUUCCCGCUACUUUCAGUUCCGCUGCGAGAAUGGCCACUGCAUCCCCAACAGGUGGAAAUGUGACAGAGAGAAUGACUGUGGGGACUGGUCUGAUGAGAAGGAUUGUGGAGGUGAGAGCCUGGGGGACUGGGUCAGCCCCAGCCUGGACACCAGGUCAGCUCUACUGGUCUGUAGACUCUCACAGUCUCUAGAGUGCCUG